AUGAGAGCUGUUAAGACAUCAAUCAAUAGCUCAUCUCAAGUGUCGACCCCAGUAGUCAAUAAGGAGUUUCAUUUUUAUGGAUCUCCUAUAAAGAUCCCCAUUGAGGCAUCGAUUCAGUGGCCAAAUCACGACAUUUCAACACUCAAACUGUUGCAAGUGAUCCAUAAACACGGGGAACGAUCACCUAUGAGUUGGACACCCAAUGAUCCCUAUCAUGACAUCAAGUAUUGGCCGGAAGGCUUGGGUGAGUUGACUGCCAAAGGCAAGUAUCAGAUGUAUAAAAUCGGACAAUUUAUACGCAACGAGUAUAAGACAUAUUUCGGAGACAACAUAUCGCCGCGGGAUGUCUACGCCCGAAGUGCCGCUUCAAGUCGUAGCUCUGAGAGCUGUUCGGCAUUAUUAGCCGGUGCUUUCCCACCGACACAACAACAAUGGCAAUGGGAUGUCGGCAAUGAUACCCAAUUAGCUCAUGUUUGGCAACCCAUUGCCAUCGAAACAUUUCUUCCCGAGAAAGAUGAUUUGGUCUGCAAUGAGGCGAGACAUUGUAAGGCCGUAAACGACGAAACGACCCGUAUUUACAGUCAGUCAGUGGUCAAGGAAUUUGAGGCUAAAUAUAAGGAUUUAUACGAUAAACUAACAAAAGGUGUCGGAUCUAAAAUAGACGACAUUUGGUCUGCAUUUGACUUAUACGACACACUCAGUGCUGAAUUGGAUAACAAUUACUUCUGGGAUAAGACAUGGACUAAGAAUGAAGAAACAGAUUUUGUCAAACAAUUGUAUUACUCGGCACUAAACGGUCAGAAAUGGGAUUAUGACAGUCCAAUCAUUAAACAGUUAAGAACCGGUGGAUUAGUCAAUGAAACUAAUGGUAACUUUCAGAAAGUGGUCGACAAUAAAAACACCAAAAAAAUCUAUAUAUACUCGACAUAUGGCGCACACGUCAGCGCUCUGAUGCAGGCAUUGAAUGUCUUCGACGACGUUAUACCACCAAAUGGUGCGACACUUCUGUUUGAAUUACACACAAAAGACAAGUCAUCCGAUUAUUUCGUGAGAAUCUUCUAUCUGAACUCGGGUUCACCACAACCGGGAACUCCCGUUCCUUUGAUUUUUAAGGACUGCAAUAACCAAACCGAUUGUAAACUUGAAAAAUACUUUCAAUCAAACCAACACUUACUAUUCAAAGAGUCCCAAUUUGACACACUUUGCAAAAAUUAA
Molecule: messenger RNA, 1215 nt
Organism: Oppia nitens
Lineage: Eukaryota; Metazoa; Arthropoda; Arachnida; Sarcoptiformes; Oppiidae
Product: prostatic acid phosphatase-like
Exons: 3
Coding region: 1-1215 (404 amino acids)
Biological process (GO): dephosphorylation
Molecular function (GO): phosphatase activity
Source: RefSeq, a predicted model, not a curated record